This is a messenger RNA of Pelobates fuscus (common spadefoot toad), 2622 nucleotides long. It is a transcript of the gene SH3GL2, whose product is annotated as SH3 domain containing GRB2 like 2, endophilin A1. Lineage: Eukaryota; Metazoa; Chordata; Amphibia; Anura; Pelobatidae. Gene Ontology annotation, molecular function: protein binding. The record is from RefSeq and is a predicted model, not a curated record. Gene Ontology annotation, cellular component: cytoplasm; presynapse; glutamatergic synapse. Bases 243 to 1304 code for a protein of 353 amino acids. Gene Ontology annotation, biological process: synaptic vesicle uncoating. The transcript is spliced from 9 exons.
CAUUGAUAAAGGAAGCUCAGCCCAGGAGCUCAGUGAAAGGGCCGCUUGCCCCUUAAUAGGCUGGGUUUGGCUGUCUGACGUCAGGGUGUCCCUGCAUUAAGGCAUGCAUCUGAUAACACCAUCACAGGAUUAAAGCGAUCUGAGAGCUGGAGAAAUUCCCCUGCAGUCUGUCAGUAUAGCCAUCUGGACAUCUCUAAUCCCACCUAGAUCAGCAUCCCUGUGUCCCCUGGCCUCCUAGCACCAUGUCGGUAGCCGGGUUCAAGAAGCAAUUCCACAAAGCAACCCAGAAAGUCAGCGAGAAAGUUGGAGGAGCAGAAGGUACCAAGCUAGAUGAAGACUUCAAAGAAAUGGAAAGAAAAGUUGACGUGACGAGUAGGGCUGUGAUGGAAAUCAUGACCAAGUCAAUAGAGUACCUCCAGCCUAAUCCAGCUUCCCGGGCUAAACUCAGCAUGAUCAAUACAAUGUCAAAAAUUAGAGGCCAAGAAAAAGGACCUGGUUACCCUCAAGCUGAGGCUUUAUUGGCAGAAGCAAUGUUCAAGUUUGGCAAAGAAAUUGGUGAUGAGUCAAACUUUGGCCCAGCUCUGGUUGACGUGGGAGAAAGUAUGCGGGAGCUUUCUGAUAUCAAAGACUGCUUGGACAUUGAUGUGAAGCAAAACUUCAUAGAUCCACUUCAAAACCUACAUGACAAAGAUCUAAAGGAAAUUCAGCAUCAUUUAAAAAAAUUGGAGGGCAGACGCUUGGACUUUGAUUACAAGAAGAAAAGACAAGGAAAGUUAACCGAUGACGAAAUUCGCAUGGCCUUAGAAAAGUUUGAUGAAUCCAAAGAGAUUGCGGAGUCAAGCAUGUUCAACCUAUUGGAGAUGGAUAUUGAACAGGUAAGCCAGCUCUCGGCCCUUGUACAAGCACAGUUGGAAUAUCACAAGCAAGCAGUGCAAAUCCUCCAACAGGUCACUGUGAAGCUAGAACAUAGAAUUAGAGAUGCUUCAAAUCAGCCAAGGCGAGAAUAUCAGCCUAAACCUCGUAUGAGUUUGGAUCUGACCAUUCCCAGUGACCUCAGUCAGCACAAUGGCGGCAUUUCACUUGCUGGGACCCCAAAACCAUCAGGAGCCCCCAUGGACCAACCUUGCUGUCGGGCUCUCUAUGACUUUGAUCCGGAAAAUGAAGGGGAACUUGGCUUCAAGGAGGGAGAUAUCAUUACUCUCACCAACCAGAUUGAUGAAAACUGGUAUGAAGGGAUGCUUCACGGCCAGUCCGGCUUCUUCCCUAUUAAUUAUGUUGAUAUUCUGGUCCCUUUGCCCCACUAGGAUGUCUGCUGUAUACCAGAAAAUUUGUACCACUGCUUUUAAAAUGCUGCUUAACUUCAAAUCAUUCACAAGUACAAGGUGCAGUGGUUUUGAGUCUAAUGUUCCAUUGUCAUUUAUAUUUUGUUUUAUAUCUGUAAUUUCUUCAGGUGUUGUAUUUCUUUUACCUUAGAGUCCUAGAGUCCUUUAUAACAAUCACAAAAAAAAAAAAAAAAUUAAAAAUAAUUGUUGUGGCAUCUUUCUUUUAACCUGUACAUUGCCAUAGGUUGUAAUUGACAUAGUGGCUUUAGACUCAUCAAAUGUACUUUUCCCCCUUGUUUUUGCAAAAGCAAUGUCUGCGGAUUAUGAUGAUCUCAUGGAAAACAAAUGUGUGCAUUUUCCUAAUUUGUAAAUUAGAUUUUUGUUUUUUUUAAAAUGGUUAUUCUAUACUUCGCACUUUUCUUUGACAUGCAUGGGUUUUGUUUUUUCUGAAAGUGAAGUUAGGUGGUUUAUUUAACCUGGAGAAAGUUACAGUUCCAUAUGUUAUAUCAGGGUAUACAUAGAAAUAUUGUAAUUUUGCUGAAGAAAAGAAUAUAAAAACACCUGAAAGUUAUGCGGGUAAAGCAAACAAACAAAUAGCUGCAAUUUACAAAAAAGAAAGCACCACAUUUAAAACAACCUAUACACAUGUAGCAUAGUAGAAUAAUGGCUUUACAGAAUACAGAUUAGUAGCUAUGCCUGUCAUCACAAGAUGCAUGUUUUAAUGAAACACGUUAAAGGAGUUACUGAAGCUUUCAGCAGGGAAGCAGUUAUUUCAUGGAUGGCGACUUCUCAAAUGACCCAUAUAGGCACUCUGACAUCACUUAAAGUUUAUAUAUAUUUUGCUAUACUGCUUAUUUUUUCAGUAUUUUCUAUAAUGUUCGUGUUUAGAAACAUGUGUGCAGAAGCAGGCCCAAUAUUAGGCCAGGUACACAACAACCUGAGGUCUGACACUGUGUGAAGACUGAGUCUCUUUGUGCUCAACAGCACAUUCCAAAGCCAGGGGACACCAGUGUGCUUGUGGUUUACAUCUCUGGUGGGUACGCACCAAGUGCAUAGCUCCCUGGAAUCAGUUGCCACUCUAUUUUAUUACUGAGCUCAGGCCAGAUUUAGCAAUUGACAUGGUCUGCACCCCAUGGAGGUGCAGACCAGAUAAAGAGCCCACUGGACCACCAGGGAUCAACUCCUCCCUCUCUGGCCCAAGGUAAGCAAGAGGGAGGAAGAAAUAAAUAUUACAUUUUUUGGGGGGAAAAAAAAUAAAUAUUUUAACCUAAAGCAGGGGUUCUCAACCCAGUCCUCAAGG